Molecule: messenger RNA, 1287 nt
Organism: Colossoma macropomum (tambaqui)
Lineage: Eukaryota; Metazoa; Chordata; Actinopteri; Characiformes; Serrasalmidae
Gene: cimip2b
Product: family with sequence similarity 166 member B
Exons: 6
Coding region: 35-898 (287 amino acids)
Source: RefSeq, a predicted model, not a curated record
CACACACACACUCCCUCGUGCGCUCCGAGUCCUCAUGGAGAAAUUCCCUCCUAAAUUCAGCAGGACGUUAGUGACGCCUGAGCCACAUUAUAUCCCAGGGUAUGCGGGUUACUGUCCACAGCUGAAAUAUCACAUGGGAGAGACAUACGGUCAGCUGACGGCACAGCUCCUGACCUCUCCAGAGAUUUCCCGCUCUCAGAGGCUGGUUCUGCACUCGGGACGUUUCCCCUCCACACAGAGGGACACGGAAGACGAUACCUGUAGGAGACGGACAGGAUCGGGCAGACAGCUGGACAGAAUGAUACCAGGAUACACAGGUUUUGUUCCUAAAAGUCAGAACUUCUUCUCAAAGACGUACGCAGAGACGUGUCGAGAGGCUCUCAGUGAGUUUGAGUCGGAUCAGAAAAGGAAGAUCCAGCUAAUGUCAGCUGAUCUGCUUCCUGCGGUCAGUUACACAAUGUCAGACUUCAAACCGCGGAGCCUCAUCACCCCUUUAAAAGCCAUCUCUAAGGAAGCUGCUCCUUACAAACCUGUGGACCCUUGGAAGCCACGUGGAUCCCCUUAUUUCAUGGAUGACAGCAGUCCAUACAAGUACUUCAUUUCAGGGUUUACCGGUUAUGUCCCUAAAGCUCGAUUCCUGAUCGGAACUAGCUAUCCCAUCACCACCAACAAGGCUCUGAUCCAAUUCAGUAAGGAGAUGAAGGUGGGUCACAGUGUGAGGGAGGGGGGCAACAAUCUGCCCUCAGCAUCCACCAUCUACCCAACUCACCACGGCCUACUGCCCUCUUAUACAGGCCAUGUUCCAGGUUACAAAUUUCGGUAUGGCGAGACGUUUGGGCAGCUGACCAACAAUGCCCUGGCACACAGUGGUGCCCGCAGAGAUUUAAAGAGCAAGUGAUGGAUCUUGGGACUUUUAGUUGGACCCCACCAGCUAAAAAGUUAAACAUCUAAUUGCAAUUAAAGGAAUCGGGCUAAAAUGCAACAUGAACGAAGCUGCUUUGGUGUUGAAGUUAAUGAAAUGUUUUGGUUUGGACAGGGAGUGUGUUCAGUGGUGAAGAUAUUACUGUGUAUAGAAUUUCAGGACACUGAGAGAUUUAAUAGAUCUGAUAUGCCAAAUGAAGGAUUGUAAAAUAUGUAUAAAAAUGGUAAAUUAAGUGUCUUUUGUCCUUAUAAUGUUUACUAUAAAUUUUCAUAGUAGAUUAUUUCCAUAAAAAAGUCCAAACUGUAGGUAUGAUUCAACAAAUCUUUAUUAUCACAGGAAUCUCAUCAAGCAAUGUUUUAACACCA